Molecule: messenger RNA, 591 nt
Organism: Olea europaea var. sylvestris
Lineage: Eukaryota; Viridiplantae; Streptophyta; Magnoliopsida; Lamiales; Oleaceae
Exons: 2
Coding region: 1-591 (196 amino acids)
Source: RefSeq, a predicted model, not a curated record
AUGUCAAAGACCAAUAUAUUGAUGGAGAUCAAGGAUAUGAAGGAACUCAAAUGGCCGGUCAGAAUGAGGUCACCACCCGAAUCCAGGGACAUGAAUAAGUACUGUGAGUUCCAUCGGGAUCACGAACAUACCACAGAGAACUGUAAGGCCCUACAACGGGAGAUUGAAGCCCUUAUUAAAAGGGGACUCUUGAGUUCCUACGUCAGUAACGACAAAUGCCCGAGGAAUGAUCGUGGCAGGGAAAAAGCCCCUGAGGCAAAAGGGAUGGUCAACCCACUGCUGGAACCGUCAAUAUCAUCAUUGGGGCUGGAGGAUAUUACUUUUGGGACCGGGGACUUAGAAGGUGUAUCACUUCCACAUGAUGACGCCUUAGUAAUCUCAGCGAUUGUGGCCAAUUUUGAAGUAAAGAGAAUCUUGGUUGACAACAGGAGUGCGGCCAAUAUACUUUCACAAGAAGCUUUUGCCAAAAUGGAAAUCUCAUCUCAGCAGCUCAAAGCGGUUAAAACUCCUCUCCAGGGGUUUGGGGGAGGAGUCAUCACUCCAGAGGUUGUCGUCGAGCUUCCUCUAACUUUGGGUUCUGGCCAGAAAUAG